Odocoileus virginianus texanus is the source of this 2234-nucleotide messenger RNA. The record is from RefSeq and is a predicted model, not a curated record. NCBI's taxonomy places the organism in Eukaryota, Metazoa, Chordata, Mammalia, Artiodactyla, Cervidae.
AUGCCUUUUCUUUUUAAACUCCUACAGAUUCUUGGCUUCGCUGCAUUUUCAAACAAGGUAAACAUGGCCACAGAAAACAGCCUGAUGAUCAUUGAGAUGAUACCUUAUAGCUUCCUGUUUCCUGUUACGCCAGAUAUGAGCCAUUUUACUGAAAUUCUUGUAGAAUCGUUCUCCUUAGCUUUAGUGAGCUCCUCUUUGCUCAUAUUUCUGGGCAGGAAGAUUGCCAGUUUCCAUAACUAUAACGUCAAUUCCAACCAGGAUUUAAUAGCCAUUGGCCUUUGCAAUGUCGUCAGUUCAUUUUUCAGAUCUUACGUGUUUACUGGUGCUGUUGCCAGGACCAUUAUCCAGGAUAAAACUGGGGGAAGACAACAGUUUGCAUCUCUGGUAGGCGCAGGCAUCAUGCUGCUCCUGAUGAUGAAGAUGGCACGCUUUUUCUACAAACUGCCAAACGCUGUAGUGGCUGGUAUUAUCCUGAGUAACGUCCUGCCCUACCUUGAAGUUGUUUACACCCUACCCAGUCUGUGGAAGCAGAACCAGUAUGACUGUCUCAUUUGGAUGGUGACAUUCUUGUCUGCAGUUUUACUGGGACUGGACAUUGGACUAGUUGUUGCAAUAGCUUUUGCCUUCUUCAUCAUCACUGUUCAGUCACACAGAACUAAGAUUCUCCUCCUGGGUCAGAUCCCUAACACCAAUAUUUAUAGAAGCUUCCAAGACUAUCGGGAGGUUACAAACAUUCCAGGGGUGAAGAUCUUCCAGUGCUGCAAUGCCAUCACAUUUGUCAACGUUCACUACCUGAAGCGCAAGGUGUUAGAGGAGAUUGAAAUGGUAAAGGUGCCUCUUACAGAAGAAGAAAUUUAUACCCUGUUCAGUCAAAAUGAAGAGGGCGCACAGCGAAGAAGGAUUUGUCGGUGUUACUGCAACUGUGAUGAUCCAGAGCCAUCACCCAGGGUUAUUUACACAGAACGAUAUGAAGUUCAACGGGGCCGAGACUCCUCCUUCAUUAACCUGAUCCGCUGCUCACGUUUCGAGAGCAUGGACACAGCCCAAACUAUGUCUGAAGACCAAGUACCGUACAUAACAUCUUCCACAUCUCAGAGAAACCCAAACUAUGAGGAGGUGGAGAAAGUUUGGCUUUCUGAUGACCCUUCCAGGAGCAUGACAAUCACACUCCCUGAGGCUUCUGAUACUCAGGUCAGAGCUACAAAACUGCCUUACUCGAGUUCAACUAUUCUACCCAGUGUCCAUACCAUCAUCUUGGACUUCUCCCUGGUACAUCUUGUGGACGCACAGGCUUUGGUCGUAUUAAGACAGAUGUUCAGUGCUUUCCAAAACGCCAACAUCUUGGUGCUCAUUGCAGGGUGUCACUCUUUUGUGGUCAGGUCACUUGAGAAGAAUGAUUUCUUUGACACUGGCAUCACUAAGGCCCACCUGUUCCUCACCCUCCACGAUGCUGUGCUAUUUGCUUUGUCAAGGAAGUUGCCAGAGUCCUCCGAGUUAAGUGUGGACGAAUCAGAGACCGUGAUACAGGAAACCUUCUCAGAGACAGACAAGAAAGAAGAAUCAAGACAUAAAGCAAGUAGAAGUCUUACAGAAGCCCCCACAAGUAAAAUUCCAGCCUUCUCCUUACUCCCAGACUCAGAGAUGGAGGAGGAAUCAGACUUGGAUCUGUAUUCCACAAUACAGAUGUCUAAAGACCCUGGGCUGAAUCUGGACCUAGACCUGGAUCGUGAGGUGGAGCCUGAGUCAGAGCUGGAGCCUGAAUCUGAGCUGGAUCAAGAGACAGAGCUCGCGCCUGAGCCAGAGGCCAGUCCCAGGCCGAAUAGGCAAAAGUACUGGUCUCUGUUCAAGGCUAUAAUUCCCAGAUCCCCAACUCAGACUCAGGGUAGGACACAGUCAGUAGAGAGGAGGCAUCAAAAUGUGAAACCAUAUACAUCCAAGGCUGGCACCAGUGAGGAUACUUUGGAGAUGAGCUAGGAGUAAGGCAUCACAUUUCCUUGGCAAAUCCUCCCCACCCAAACAGGGCCACUUGGUCCGUAGAUGCGGGCUAGUUACAGACUAGCAGUACUCGCUUGGCGUCUCCUCCACCUGCUGGCCUCCUUCCUUGCUCAGCACUAGGAUCGCACUCCGAGGUCACAAUGCUAACCAACCAAAACUUAUCUCUGAAUUCCUUAUCCAGGCUUACUUCAUCUUUUUUUUUUUUUUCAGUUUUAAAAAUUAAAACUUUAUUUAAAACA